Molecule: messenger RNA, 1407 nt
Organism: Epinephelus fuscoguttatus (brown-marbled grouper)
Lineage: Eukaryota; Metazoa; Chordata; Actinopteri; Perciformes; Serranidae
Product: carbonyl reductase [NADPH] 1-like
Exons: 7
Coding region: 24-851 (275 amino acids)
Molecular function (GO): carbonyl reductase (NADPH) activity
Source: RefSeq, a predicted model, not a curated record
CACUACAAGACCAGCUCAGAACCAUGUCUACCAAAGUUGCCGUGGUGACAGGCAGUAACAAGGGCAUUGGCCUGGCCAUCGUCCGAGCGCUCUGCAAGCAGUAUCAAGGAGACGUUUACCUCACCGCCAGAGAUGUCGGUCGUGGUCAGGAAGCAGUGAAGUCUCUGGGCGAGGAGGGACUGAAGCCCAUGUUUCACCAGCUGGACAUCAACGACGUGAACAGCAUUACCACGGCUGCUGCGUACUUUAAAGAGAAGUACGGAGGAGUGGAUGUCCUCAUCAAUAACGCUGGGAUUGCAUUCAAAGUGGCAGACACGGCUCCGUUUGAUGUCCAGGCAGAGGUGACCCUCAAGACAAACUUCUUUGCCACCAGAGACAUGUUGACUCACUUCCUGCCGCUCAUCAAAGCCGGAGGUCGGGUGGUGAACGUCUCCAGCUUUGUCGGCUCCCGUACUUUGAACCAGUGCUCCCCGGCUCUCCAGCAGCGUUUCCGCAGCGAGGACAUCACAGAGGAGGAGCUGGUGGGACUGAUGCAGCAGUUUGUUGACCAGACCAAGAAGGGCGAGCACAAGAAGGGUGGCUGGCCUGAUACAGCGUAUGGCACAUCUAAGACUGGAGUGACGACCCUGUCCAUGAUCCUGGCUCGUCGUCUGUCCAAGGAGAGGCCAAAUGACGGGAUCUUGCUGAACGCCUGCUGUCCAGGUUGGGUGCGCACCGACAUGGCCGGUCCCAAAGCCUCCAAGUCACCAGAUGAGGGUGCUAUCACUCCAGUCUACCUGGCACUGCUGCCACCCGGAGCCACAGAGCCUCACGGAAAAUUUGUCUCUGAUAAAGUAGUUCAGGAGUGGUGAAAGGGUGAAAAGGACCUGCGUGUGUGUGUGUGUGUGCACGCGUGUGUGUUUGUGUGUAUGUGUGUGUGUGUGUGUAUGAGAGUAGAUGAAAGAGUGUCAGCAUUUUCACUUCUGCUCUAAAUUGCCAAAAACUUCCAUACAAAAUUGAUUUGUUAUCCAAAAAGAAACAUAGUCCACUAUUUGAAAGAUUUGACGCAAGCAUCACACCGUCUGGAAAAACUAUUUCAUUUAAAGUGUAAAAGGAACACAGAGUUCAGCAGUUUAACCAAAUGUUGACGGACAUAGUACCAAAAUAACUUGUAUUUCAGGGGACACUGAUGUAUGUGAUGUGUGUGUGUGUGUGUGUGUGUUUAUUGGGUUUACAUGCAGCAAUAAUCAAUUUGUGUAAGUGCCAGCUAAUUCCUGGUGUUUUGAUAACAUUCCAAUUCAUCACUUUGCCUUUGUUAGAAUAAACAUUUUUAUAUUUUGUACAUGCACAAAGGAAAACUUGCCUUAACUGAAUGAAAUUGAUUAAAUGUGAAAUCAAAGAAAAUAAAAUGCUUUUCUGACAAAUGCC